Messenger RNA from Sceloporus undulatus (fence lizard), 6367 nucleotides. It is a transcript of the gene MTSS2, whose product is annotated as MTSS I-BAR domain containing 2. Gene Ontology annotation, molecular function: phospholipid binding; actin binding. Gene Ontology annotation, cellular component: actin cytoskeleton; cytoplasmic side of plasma membrane. The record is from RefSeq and is a predicted model, not a curated record. Gene Ontology annotation, biological process: plasma membrane organization; cell projection assembly. NCBI's taxonomy places the organism in Eukaryota, Metazoa, Chordata, Lepidosauria, Squamata, Phrynosomatidae. The transcript has 16 exons. The coding region runs from base 156 to 2402 and encodes 748 amino acids.
CCUCCUCGGCGGCGGCCAUUCUGAGGGAGAGGAAGGGACAGAGGAGGAGGGAUGGCGUCCGUCGGGGCCGAGCGCGGGAGCCGCUCAGCGCGGCCUGGAGCCCGGGGGCGGCCCUGAGAGAGCAGCGGAGGGAGGCUGUCGGUGAGGCAGGCGCCAUGGAGGCCUGUGGCCCCGCGGCGUCGGAGAAGGAGUGCGGGGCGCUGGGGGGGCUCUUCCAAGCCAUCGUCAACGACAUGAAGAGUUCCUAUCCGAUCUGGGAAGAUUUCAACUCCAAGGCAACCAAACUUCACUCCCAACUGCGGACCACCGUUCUGGCUGCUGUGGCCUUCCUUGAUGCUUUCCAGAAAGUGGCAGACAUGGCCACCAACACAAGGGGAGCCACAAGGGACAUUGGCUCAGCCCUCACCCGGAUGUGCAUGAGGCACCGGAGCAUUGAGGCCAAACUGAGGCAGUUUACCAAUGCCCUCAUGGAGAGCCUGAUCAACCCCCUGCAAGACCGGAUUGAGGACUGGAAGAAAACUGCCAACCAGCUGGACAAAGACCAUGCGAAAGAGUACAAGCGUGCCCGACACGAGAUCAAAAAGAAGUCCUCUGACACACUGAAACUUCAGAAGAAAGCCCGUAAAGAACUACUUGGGAAGGGGGACCUGCAGCCCCAGCUGGACAAUGCCCUCCAGGACGUCAAUGACAUGUACCUCCUCUUGGAAGAGACGGAGAAGCAGGCCGUCCGCAAGGCCCUCAUUGAGGAGAGAGGGAGGUUCUGCACCUUCAUCACUUACCUGCAGCCAGUGGUGAAUGGAGAGAUCACCAUGCUGGGAGAAAUCACCCAUCUCCAGGGCAUCAUUGAUGAUCUGGUGGUCCUGACUGCUGACCCUCACAAGUUGCCAUUAGCCAGUGAACAGGUGAUCAAAGACCUGAAGGGCUCUGACUACAGCUGGUCAUACCAGACGCCCCCCUCCUCCCCCAGCAGCUCUGGCUCCCGCAAAUCCAGCAUGUGCAGCCUGGCACAGCCGGUAAAUGCCAACACCCGCCUGUCCAGCGUCUCAUCACACGACUCUGGCUUCAUCUCCCAGGAUGCCAUGUUCUCUAAGCCACCUUCCCCCAUGCCCUCGGACAUCACAAGUCAGAAGUCCUCCAGCUCUGCGUCCUCCGAGGCCUCAGAGACCUGCCAGUCUGUUAGCGAAUGCAACUCCCCGACCUCGUGGAAACCGCUGAAUGUAGCCCUGGUGGCCAGGACUGAAGGAAGCUCCCGAAGAAGCCUUAGCUUGGACUGGUCCAAGACCAGCCUCUAUGAGCAGCCGGUGGCCAACACCCUGCAGCGUCGGAAGGACCGGGUGGACCAUGUGCGCGAGGCAGAGCUGGGCUCCUCACCGCUGGUGUACCCAGGCCUGAGCUUGGAGGAAGGGCAUCGCCCACGUAUGUCCCCGGCCUCCAUCGCCGCCAAGCAUGGGGAAGAGGUGUCCCCAGCUGCCAGUGACCUGGCCAUGGUGCUGACCCGAGGCCUCAGCCUGGAGCACCAGAAGAGCAGCCGGGACUCUCUGCAGUACUCCAGCGGCUACAGCACCCAGACCACCACCCCUUCCUGCUCCGAGGACACCAUCCCCUCCCAAGGGUCCGACUACGACUGCUAUUCGGUGAACGGGGACAUCGAAGGGGAAAGCCAGAGUGAGUUUGACAAGUCCUCCACCAUCCCUCGCAACAGCAACAUUGCCCAGAAUUACCGGCGUAUGAUCCAGACGAAGCGGCCCGCCUCAACUGCUGGCCUACCCACUGGUACCACCUCGCCUGCUGGCGCACCCCCUGGCGUGGCCACCAUCCGCCGCACGCCUUCUACCAAGCCCACAGUCCGCCGGACCCUUUCCAACGCUGGCCCAAUUCCCAUCCGGCCGCCCAUUGUCCCUGUCAAGACCCCUACGGUGCCGGACUCCCCAGGCUACACCGGCCCCACUCGGGUGGGCAGCGAGGAGUGCGUGUUUUAUGCUGACGAUGCCUCCGCCAAUGCCAUGGACUAUGCCAAGGCCUCGCCUAAGCGACUGAGCCUGCCCAACACCGCAUGGGGCAGCACUGGCAGUGGGAGUGCCAUGGAGAUUUCAGUGUACGCAGGCGCAGGGAAGCACCUCUCCACUGAGGAGGAAGAGCAGCAACUGGCUGCCAACCGGCACAGCCUGGUGGAGAAGAUAGGCGAGCUGGUGGCCAGUGCCCAUGCACUGGGCGAGGGCCAGUUCCCCUUCCCCACAGCCCUGUCUCACACUCCGGGUCCCGGUCCUGGGGAGGAGACGCCCAGCCCUCCGCCCGCGGCCUCCGAUGACCCUCCCACUGAAGACAUGCUGGUGGCCAUUCGGCGCGGGGUGCGCCUCCGCAGGACCAUCACCAAUGACAGGUCGGCCCCGCGUUUUUUGUGAUAAAGCCGGGUUCCCCACCUCCUGCUCAAAGUGGACCCCCACCUGCGGUUGGAGAGCAGCACCGUGUCAGGAUGGGGCCGGGAGGAAUAGAAGAGAAUUGCUGAGCUGCAGGAGGCAAAGAAGAAGCCACUUUAUGGAGAUAGCAUCCAAGCGUAGUUUUACAGAGGAGACUAAACUUUAAAAACAUCUUUGCUAACCAACUUGUGACUUGGCACUGACCUAGUUUUGGACCCUGUUUUCUACGGUCGUUUUCUCCCGCUGUCUGCCAGGGCUCCUUCCCUGCCUGCACCUUGCUGACCCACACAGGUCAGUUGCCACCCCCGACUCCAUCUCCCCACACUCCAAAUGCUAGAGAGGGGCCAUCUUGCCUUCCUGUCUGUGUCUCUGUGUGUGAAAGCCAGGACUGGAUUAAGCAAUGACAUCCAUGGCAUCACCCCCCCCCCCCGAAAAAAAACACACCCACAUGCGGGCUGCAACUUCUACAGACUGCUCGCUUCCCCUUCCCUCGACUCUGGAUGAGACCACAAGUCCCUUCAGUCCUCUACUGGGUCUUUCUUGCCCUUGUCUUCUCCCUCUCUAUCUAUCUCAUCAAUGCUUUUCUGUUUUUCUGUCUUUCGUAAGGGCUGCUUCAGCGGAGGGCUGCACACGUAGUCACCCCAACAAAACAGCUGAAAGUCAGCCCCUGUUGCAAGGGGGGGUCUGCAAUGCACUCUUGGGGCAAAGGUGAUAGAAGGGAGGCUCAGAGAACGGGUUCCUGAGCAGGAAGAGUCUGGGCUCCCCGUGCCAUCAUGCAUAGUGCUGCUCCAAAGCAAAGGCCCAGGUGUUGGCUCUGGAGGCUGAUAGGAUGGUGUGGGGAUAUCUGAAACAAGGAUUUGUGACUCCAAGGUCUGUUGGCAGUUGUGCAAGAAGCCAAGGAAAGGUUUCACCUUUCAAGGCUGCCUCAUUGUCUGGCUUGGGUCUUUUCUGAGAGCCAUGCCCCUGGCAUCCUUGCUCUGGCAGAGGGAGCAGGCUUGGCAGCAUUGGAGCUGUACUGGGGCGUCUCUGGAAUGUGCACAGUGAAGGAGCGUCCAAAUGUGUGCAAGGGUUUAUGGGGAUGAUGCAUCUGUGGAGAGCGGCCUUGGAGAUUUGCAGACUGGGAGGAACAGAAUUGCCAAGAGCGCAGGGCCUGGGAGCAUUGGCCUAACUGGCCAGAGAUCAUGCAUUGCAAAGGGAGAGUCUCAGGACUGAGGAGGAUUCCCAGGUGGAUUACCUGCUGGGUCAGGAGGACCAAAGGUGCUGGCUCCAUAGAAAGCAGCUUCCUGGGCUCCUUUUCCAAUGCUCACACCUUGAACAGUUAAGACUAGGACUAAGCCCCAGACAGUGCCCUCCAUUCACACUUGGUGGUAUCCAUAGAAAGUACUGAUGCUGAAAUGUGUCAAUACUCACAAGGGACAUGUUGAAGGAUAUCGGAAGUGUCUGCAUUCAGGUAAUUGCAGAGAGCGAGAGAGAGCACCAUUGGAAGGGCAGCCAGCUGAGCCAGAGGGCCAGUGCCAAAAGCCUUCAGUGGCACGGUCUGCCAAGGCGCAUGAGCGGUUGGCAUGGGGCUCCCAGAUGGACGAGUCUUGGGGGGGAUGUGAUGGUCGCAUCCCCCCUUCUUCCUUCACAUGGAAGAGGUAGAAAGUGGUUCUGGGGGGGGGCAGCAUAGGAUGACUGGGAGAUUUUGCUCCCUGCUUGGCCUGUUUCCUCUGUCUUGGGAGUGGAAGAGGCAUGCCUUGAGCACGCAGCAGAGCCAAAGACAGCGAUGGAAAGAAACCAGGCCCUGCUUGCCAUCCCUGGGACUGACAGCUUAGCACUAAAUGAGAGGCCCAAAAAGUGGGAGGAGAUGGAGGGGAAUCCUGGUAUGGAUGGAGAUAGUUACAAAACCAAGAUGGUUCAAAGUUUUAGUGCCCAUGGGUCAGGUGACAGAAACAUUUUUGCACGUUUUGGGUUUCACGUGUUGGGACUUUUUCUUGCCAAAGUCAUUUGCACAAUGAACACUGUUCUUGCACAGGGAAAUGCAUUUUGCACAAAGGACCACAAUGUUUUCUGCACAGAAACAUUUUUGUGCAAAUGAAAAUUUCACAGUAACGCCUGAAAUGUGAAAAAAAGAAAUCUUUUGGUGGCUGACCAUUUUUUCUCACAAAGGACAAGGCCUGGGCCACAGGGAGCCUUUGCUUGGCCAGCGGGUGGCCUCCAAAGGGGCUGCCUGAGCCUCUCUGCUGGACACAGUUUGUGGCAUGGCCACUCCGAUCCUCGGUUUGGGCCACCCUCUUCCAGGCCUCUUAUGCUGAGGGUAGGCCUCCACAGAAAAGGGCAAGCAGGCCCUGAGCUACUUGCUGUGUCCUGUCAGUUGGUCUCAUCCCUCUUUUGCUUCCAUUAGUGUUCUGGUCUGGAACAUCCUCAUCUGUUUUAUUAUCUGGCAAAGAGCUAUUAUUUGGGCAAAGGUUAUGCUGAAGGUAAAAAAGAGUUUGCUUAAGUUAAGCUUCAGGUCUUGUUCUUCUGGGAGAAAAAUGGGAAAGGAAUCCACUGCAGUAAUAAGGAAAGGCAGAGUUAGUUCUUGUGAGUUUUUGGGGCUCUGUGGUCAUGUUCUAGAAGAGUUUAUCCCUGAUGUUUUUGCCAGCAUCUGCGCUUGGCACCUUCAGGCAGAGGAUGGACAGAGGGCUCAAGCUGAGCUUUUAGUCUCUCUCGGGCCCAUGUGAAUGCCCCAAAUUCUCCUUGGGACGGCACAAGGAGGCCAGUUCUCUGUUGGUAAGAGGAAAGUGUUGAUGGGAGAGAGGCUGGAGGAAGGCUGCAGCUGGAGAUGGCGAUGGAAGACAUGUGGCACAGAGGAAGCAAAGAUGGAGAGUGGGCCUUUCCCUGCGCGAUCGACUCGGAAGGUGCCAUGGCUUCCUGCCUUGCUGAGGGAAGGAAGACUGUGCUGGGCCGGGUCAGUCUUCUGUUGGGUUUUGGAGGAUGGGUGGCCAGUCUGAUGGAGGUGGUGGGGUGGCAUCCCCCUGACCACCCUUUGGCACUUUGGCAAAGAAGCGAGGGAGACGGAAACCAAGCCAAGCACCCACCGGUUUUAUGCCCGUUGAACCCUUCCAACCUGGCCACAGUGUGAAGGCUGUUGUGCGUUGCAAAAAGGAGCUUCUGGGCAUCAUUUUAGCCCACGCAUACUCUCUCUUCUGACUCCCCAUGUUUUAUCCAACUGCAGGGUUUUUGCAUGUUGUAGAGCACUCGUUUUUGGCAAGGGCUUCUCUCCAUUGCGUCCUGUGGGUUUAGGAAACAUGGCGGUGGUUUCUUUAGGGUGGUGGAGCUGGGGGGCUGCCAGAGAGCCAAGGGAGGCUUGCAAGAGCGGCACAAGACCUGCGCCAAAGGCCUUGGGAAAGCACAACUCCGCCAGCUGCUUCUGCCUCCCUUGCCCGCUUGUGGGCUCCCUUCUCCCGUCCGAACUGUGCGCAGCAGAGCCCCCUGACGUUGUACAUAGCGCCACAGCCAUGUCCUCUGAACCCAGUCGUGUACGUAUGCGUGUGUGUGUGUGUGUCAGGUGUACCUCUUAUACUGUGGUAAUGAUUAUUUAGUUCCGACGUCUCAGCCCUCCUGUGGGUGCCAUGCCUCCAUUCCUGCCAUGACCGGAAACGGCAUUGACGGCGUGCGUGACAAACAUUUGCAUUUUGCUUUUUAUUUUUCGUUGUUUUUUUGUACAGAGGGAAAAACAAACCCUUUAAAAUGUCUUUCAACUGAUGUAACUAUUCUGGUGCUGUUAACUUGUUCCUCCUUUUUACUCUCUCCUCCUCUAAUUUAUUUUCUCUAGCAGUCCAAACUAUCCUGGCCUUUUCCACAACUGUCUUUCUUAAAAACAAAUAAUAAUGAUUUCCCCUCCUGCCUUCAUUUUAAAAUAGUCACUGCUACAAGUAACAAAUGCACUGUGAAGACUCCAGUAUUAAUAAAAGUUGUACUGUACUUAA